AUGUUCCCCCGCUCCUUUUCGUCCGGAGUCCUCUCCAGAACACGAGUCCUUCCUUCGCGUGUCGUCCCCGAGGGAUUCCACCGCCUCUACAACUCGCGAUCGUCGCCCCAAACCGGCCGCUCGCAAUUCAAGAUCCUCCCCAUCCUCGCGGUUAUCGGCAUUAGCUCGGGAUCGUACAUUCUGCUCGUUAAGUCCCGAACUGGUGCCCGGCAAUCGCCUCCCUCGAACUAG
Messenger RNA from Penicillium alfredii, 231 nucleotides. RefSeq lists its product as uncharacterized. Lineage: Eukaryota; Fungi; Ascomycota; Eurotiomycetes; Eurotiales; Aspergillaceae. The coding region runs from base 1 to 231 and encodes 76 amino acids. The record is from RefSeq and is a predicted model, not a curated record. The transcript has a single exon.